AUGUCUGCUGCCCGCCGGCGCCGAGUUAGCAGUAACGAUGCCUAUACUUAUGCCCUUCGGGUAGCCUUCUUAGCCUACCUUCUUCAGGCGCGAACGAAGAGAGUGCAGGCUGCCCCCCCUCCACCUCGGCCACAGUCACUCAACCGGGCUUCAACCUCGUUUCAUGACCUGAUGAAAGACUUCAGCUUGGUGCGGGACUCGAAAAGUACCAGGUUCCCUCAUGGGUUCAUCAGCGAGCUUGAAAGACGACUGACGGGUGUCCUGAUUGGCAGGGAGCAUAGAAAGGAAUUCCAGGAUUCGACCGUGAAAAGGACGUUUGGGGCCUUCCUAAACUCAUUAAAGGAGCAGACAUUCAAGAAACGGAUGGAAAAGGACAGGCGCGUCGAGGAUCUGGUACUUAUUUUCUUCUCAAAUGCAACCAAGGAGCUGUCCAAGGGAAAGGCCCCGGAAGACACUAGCUGGAAACUGAUGGUGGAUCGCCAUGUUGCGUUGUUUGUCCGGCUUAUCACUUUCAUUCUAAAGGACCAUGACUGGAUCAAAGACCGACCCGAGCUCGCAAGCAGGCUUGCAACACUAGAAAGCAAACUGCUUGCCCAUGACCAGAAUCUUACAGUAUCUUCUCAAAGGGAUAGCCAUACCAUUGAAGUUGCGGCUCCACUAAGCUAUGAUGUAAAGGACAUGCCUCUAGUACUGACUGUUGCAAAGGCAUUUGGUUUACGGAAUUCCCAGGUCCAGUCGGAUAUUAACAAGAACAAAGAUUCCUGGACUGGGAAGGAAGCAUUGCAGGAUUUAAAGCUAUAUCAAGCACAUCUUAAUCUCAAUACUGGGGGUACUCUCUCCGUAGCCGAUUUCGAGGUUGAAGAGGGAUAUGAGGCAUGGAGAAAGGCAGAGGGCCCUGACCUCUCACAGAUGAUGCUAGCCAUAAUCCAAUCCAACCCAGAGCUUGCAAAGAGUACAGGUGCAACCUUACCACAAUUCAAUGCUCAGCUGGCGGACAACCCAACUGAAGAAGACAUAAACCUGGAUCCGUAUCCCAAUGCAUCAGAAGGCUCAUCUUACGUGAUCGACCAGCCGGUGGAUAUGAGCUCAUUAUCUCUGGAGGAACAGCCCUAUGAGCACCCUGACACAAACCUGUACACUUUCAUACCCCCAGAUCCACGAUCAUAUUACCGGUUUCUGCUAAGCCAACUGCUCACACAUGAUCUCAGUGACCAGUCUCUUGAGGCAUCGGAGGCUACCUCAGAAACUCCGGCUUCAAAAUUACUAUCAAAGCAGUCGACAGAGUUGCUUAAUGAAAUAUGCCUACGCUGGAGGAUACCUAACUUCACCCGAGUAGUUCUUUUUCUGGAUGUCAUUCGGGAAAAGUACGUGGACCAGGAAAUUAGCCUAGACACUCUCGAUUCAGCAUUCUCGUUUGUCAAGGACCCUCCACCGACCAAAAAUAAGCGCGCCAGCAUAGUCAUAGCACCCAUUUUGUACGAUAGGAACAAAUGGACACAGGCGGAUAUAUUCUGCAUGCAACGUGUCAUAGCUGGAAUCCAUGAGGGUUUGCUACGACAGCUGUACGAAACAAUGAUGUCCUGCUACGAAACAAAAAUUCCGCCAAUUGGCCCUGUGAUGUAUGUUCUAGAGAAUCACGUCGAAUCUGAUCCGUACUUUGUGGAGAGUACGGAGGAGCGGGACAGGUUUCGGGAGUAUGCCUCCGAAGGGCUCCUAGAAAAAGCCAAAGCCAUCUACCAGGAGGCCCUAAAUAAAGAGAUCCCCCCUGAGCAGCAUGAGUGGGAGUUCCACCACAUUAUCCAGCUCGGCAAGGCUGUUAUGAAAGUCUGUCAACGGAUACAAAAGCGCUACAGGAAGAAUCCCGAUAUACAAGGAGUUAAUCCUAUUACUGUCCUGGUUAAUUAUAUUCUCCCUGUGUAUGCUGAAGAUGCAAGGGAUAUGAUCAUUCGGAUAAUGGAACAAGCUCAGGAAAAGAACGAGCAUAUUGAAAUGCAAGAUGGAUUCGAUUUAUACAGUGAACUUUCUAACAUUCGACAAACUUACAUUGAGGCCCUUCCUGGCGAAUCAUUCCCUUUUCACCUUGAGGAUCUGCUAGCGGAGUUUGUCUGGCGCUGGAUUCAGGUUACAGAUGCCAAAAUGAAUGACUGGGUAAACCAAGCAGUUAAACAGGAUAAUUUCAAAGUCCAAACGGAUUCUCCUGGCGAGAUACCCACAGAAGAACAACGGCAUAGUGUUUCAGUAACAGACGUGUUCCGGUCAUUUAAUCAGGUUGUGGACCAUAUAGUGCAGUUGAAUUGGGACGAUGAUGUAGGAUAUGCAAAGUUCAUGACGGCUAUUUCGCGGUCGAUUGGUAAUGGAAUGGCAAGAUAUUGCGAAAUUUUGGAGGGACUAUUUAGCCGCGAGAUGGACAGAUUAACACCAGAGCAAGAAGCUGCUGCAAGACAGACAAAGCAGGAAAAGUGGAUGCAAAUGGCAAAGGAUGCUUGGAGUAGCAAGGAAAAGGUUGAACCAUUUCAAUUCUUUCCAGAGUCCUUUGUAAAACUCAAUAACAUUGAGUAUGCGCUGCAGAAAUUCGACCAGCUGGAACGUGACAUUAACGUUGAUGCGUGCGCCGAGGUGCUGGCAAAGAAUGCACCGCCUCUAGCGAAGAGGCAGCGCAAGAUAAGCAAUUAUGUCUUUACUGUCAAAAUUGUUGAGGCCGAAGACUUGAAAGGCUGCGAUCUUGACGGCCUAAGUGAUCCAUAUGUUGUCUUAACCGAUGAAUACCAAAAGCGAAUUUCCAAAUCGCGUAUUAUCUACAACAAUCUCAACCCACGAUGGGACGAUACGGUAGAUAUCAUGACAAAAGGCCCACUGAACAUUAUUGCAACAAUAUGGGACUGGGACGCUGUUGGAGACCACGAUUACGUUGGUAGAACAUCAAUGAAGCUAGACCCUGUGCAUUUUGCUGAUUUCGCACCACGGGACUACUGGCUGGACCUGGAUACCCAAGGGAGGUUACUCCUAAGGGUUAGCAUGGAAGGAGAGCGGGAUGAUAUUCAGUUUUAUUUUGGCAAGGCUUUCCGUACGCUUAAGAGGACGGAAAAGGAUAUGACGAGAAAGAUCACAGAAAAGCUAUCGGCAUAUAUCAAUCACUGCCUGUCACGGCGAGCUCUUAAAGCCCUUCUUUCCCGUGGCAUCAGCAUGUCGACUGUUUCUAGUUAUUUUAAUCGAAACCGGACACAGUCAAGCCAAGCGCCGACGCAAGCUGAGGUUGAGAACGCUCUUGCACCUCUUUUUACAUAUUUCGAUGACAACUUUUCCAUAAUGAAUCAAACGCUUACAGGCCCUGCUAUGCGCACCGUUAUGGCUCGACUGUGGAAAGAAGUCCUUUCUACCGUUGAAUCACUCCUUGUCCCACCAUUAUCUGACAAACCGUCCAAUCAAAAGCCACUCACACAGCUAGAACUUGACAUAGUUCAGACCUGGCUUGGAUUACUCCUCGCCUUUUUCAACGCCGUUGAUGAAGAAACAGGAGAAGCCAAUGGGGUACCAAUGGAUGUCCUCAAAAGUCCUAAGUAUCAUGAGAUACAAACGCUGUUUUAUUUCUAUUUUGAACCGACGGAGCAGCUGAUCCGUACCUCGGAGCGCAUGGCCAGUGCCACUGCUGCUAGGCAGCAGGCGAACCGUAACCGCCUCUCCGCCUCAACCAUGGCUCUAGGUGUUCCGGGGUUCGCUGGAGUUCUCUCCACCCGACGAGGGAAGAGUAUCUUUCUAUCUCGCAACCUGGGAACAAUGAAAAAAGCGAAAGAGGAGAAGCGGCGCGAGGCCCAGGCCGAGCCUAACGAUGAUAUGAUAUUAAGGAUUCUUAGAAUGCGAGUGGAAGCCGCUGGUUACCUUCGAGAUCGAAGCAGGCAGAAGGAGCGGCUGGCAACGGCAGCUGCUGCAGACCUGAUUGUUAAGCAGAGUUUGAUGGCCGGCACUGGAGGUCGCAUGUCAGGAACUUUGCCACGGUAUUGA
Messenger RNA from Trichophyton benhamiae CBS 112371, 3999 nucleotides. RefSeq lists its product as uncharacterized. The coding region runs from base 1 to 3999 and encodes 1332 amino acids. NCBI's taxonomy places the organism in Eukaryota, Fungi, Ascomycota, Eurotiomycetes, Onygenales, Arthrodermataceae. The transcript is spliced from 4 exons. The record is from RefSeq and is a predicted model, not a curated record.